AACCUUAAAAUUUCCACCAAAAGCACCAAAAGUCGUAUGACAUUUUGGAAAUAAAUCUGUCAAAAAAAGUUUGUAAACAAAUAAUUUACAAUGACAGAUAAUAUAAGUAAUUCGUACGAUAUAAAUGGACAGCACUUUAAUCAUGAUAUGCAUUUGCAGAAAUUAUUAAAGGAAUGUUCACUUAAACAAAUAAUGGACCAUGAGGCAGAAAUUAUAAAGAACACACAAACUUUGCAUUCGGAUAUGCAAACUCUGGUCUAUGAAAAUUAUAAUAAAUUUAUAUCUGCCACGGAUACAAUUCGAAAGAUGAAGAGCGAUUUUAAUCAAAUGGAGGAAAGUAUGGAUUUAUUGGCUAAAAAUAUGGAAAGUAUCACUUCAUUUUCAGAGCAAAUUUCAUCGACUCUACAAGGAACACGUCAACAAAUUUCUCGAUUAUCAUCCGUACAUGCUCUGUUGAAAAAAUUACAAUUUCUCUUCAAGUUGCCCAGUAAUUUGAAAGAUAAAAUGAACGCUGGAAAUUAUAAUCAGGCAGUGCAAGACUACAUGCACGCGCAACGUGUCCUGAAUCAAUACGGAAACAUGCCGUCCUUCCAGGGAAUUCAAAAAGAUUGUGAGGAAAUAGUUGAGGAACUAAAAUCGAAACUUCGAACGCAAUUUCAUAAGAAAGAUGCUUCAACGAAAUUACUAGCAGAAUGUGUUGAUCUACUUCUUCAGUUAAAGGAACCUGCUGAUUCUUUAUGCGCUGAAUUUUUGACGUACGCGGAAAUUCGAUUGACUGGUCAAUUGGAAGUAUUGAGCGAUAUGUGCGAAAAUGAUAUUAUUGAAUUUGUCGAUAUGGGAAGUUCAGGAUUUCUCAGCGAUUUGUGCCUAAUUGUUGCUUCAUACAAUGAUAUGUUUAUAAAUAGACAACCUCUCGACGACGAUGAAUUCAGUGAUGAUUUUGAUAUUAAAGCUGUCUCACGCCUUAAUACAUUUAUAAUGAAUAAUAUGAAGAAUUAUUUCGAAUUAAUUGGAAAACGUGUCGAGGAUGUGACGGACACGGCAAUUUUAGUGAGGGCACUCGAUAGAUUUCAUCGGAGAUUGCAAGCAAUGAAUUCACUUUGUAGCGAAACUGAUUUUGCUCGAUCGAGUGUCGAUAUUGUCAUCAAUGCUGGAAGAAGACAGUGCCGUAAUCAUUUACACUCGUUGAAGCAACAUUUGAAUGAAGCUUUGGUGAAAGUGCGACAAAUUCUUGCAACAAAGACAACGCAAGAAGGAGAUGGAGGUUUAGCCGAACUUCAGGCAACGCUCGUAAUGCCAAUCAUCGAAAAAGUCAAAGGCGUUCUUCAAGACCUUCUGGUAUUUCUACAAUCAGACCUGUCAUUUAGUCUGAAACCUCAAUUUCUACAAAGUUUCUGCGUUGACGAAGUCAGAGAAAGUCUAGUCGUUGGAUUUUUACAUCACCUGACAGCGACGGCAAGUGGAUUCUGCACCGGCUCCGAUGUUCCUAAAUUUCCUCCAACACUAUUGUUACUCUUGAGUAAAAUGUGUUUGGAAUUUAAAGACAGCAGUGUCAAUUAUUUGCUCACCGCUGCUGAUGAAAUGUUCAGUAUUGAAGAAUACGCUGGAAGCGGCAACAUCAUAACUCCCGAGAGUGAAAUUUGCGAGAAUUUCCAGAAUGCCGCGCAAACAUUAUUGAACCAUUAUGUUCGUCUUCAAGGCUUAGCCGUAUCGCAAAUGUUGAGGAAAUCCAUUGAAACCAGAGAUUGGUUGCAUACAAUUGAACCACGAACUGUGAGAGCCGUUAUGAAGCGAAUCGUCGAAGACAUUACUGCAAUCGAAUCUCAAGUCACUGCCCUUUAUGAAGAUUCGGACGUUCAAAUGGACAGAAGCAGCGACAGCAGCAGAAAAGCCCACAGUAGCAGCACAUCGAGACAUCAAUAUCGUUCAAAUUGGUCGUCAUUCACAUCGAGUCAUUUGGAUUCAUCGCUGAUGACGAAUAUUCACAAAUUAUUCUCAGAACGGAUUGAAAUUUUCUCAUCCGUUCAAUUUAACAAAGCAUCAAUUUUAACCGGAAUCAUCAAAAUUAGUUUGAAGACUUUUCUCGAAUGCGUGAGAUUGCGAACUUUCAGUAAAUAUGGUUUGCAGCAAAUUCAAGUCGACACACACUAUUUGCAGUUAUAUUUAUGGAGAUUCGUUGCCGAUGAAAAUCUGGUGUAUUUUCUACUUGACGAAAUUCUCGAGAGUGCCGUUCAUAGAUGCUUAGAGCCUGUUCUCAUGGAACCAAGUGUCGUCGAUAUAAUCUGCGAGAGAAAUUAAUUACCGUCCAUUAGAAUCAUAAUUAUAUUUUGCAAAUUUCCUUAGAGAAAAAUUGUAUAUAUUUAAAAAAAAGUCCCAGCGCUCACUGUCGGUUUUUAGAGAUGAAAAUCACCUCUUUUAUUCCUCUAGGGAAUUAAAAACCGAAAAAAAUUUCCAAAACCAAAAAAAAUACUGUUGUAUUCUUUUUGGUUUUGGAAAUUAUUUUCGGUUUUUGAAGCUCAGUGUCGAAAUUCAGGGUCUGGAAAAAACUGUAAAUACAAGGAAAAAAGUAAUUAAGUGAAAUUAUUAUAAGUUAAUGAAGAUAAAUAAUUAUUUAUACAAUAAACGUAGUACGUAUUAAAUUUAAUUCUUUUCAGACUAAUUAAUUCGAAAAGUAGAUAUUUUUUUUUGCAAAUUGGAAAAAUUUGAUAGAAAAUGAAUGAUGGUAAUUAAAAGAAGAAAUGUCUGCUUCCUGUAUAAUUGUUUGAUACUUUGGUUGUUCGUCUGCCUCGACCUCCCACGCAGGUCGAGGUACCAGGGGUUGAAUACAGUGUCAGAGUAUAAUUUAAAUGUCAUGGAGUCACAUACUUUUCUUUGUCGUCUCCCUCUUUCUUUCACGAGACAAAUAACUCUUUCACUCUCUUGAACUGAUUAAAGUAAAACCAUUAAGAUCAGAAUACGGUAUUUAUAGUGAGGUCAAAUGAUUUUAAUAAUCCUUAACACUCCAACAUUUAUAUUCGACUCUAACAUUUAUUUUGAAUGUAUCAUUCAAUUUUAGAUUUAUUUUACACGA
Leptopilina heterotoma is the source of this 3070-nucleotide messenger RNA. RefSeq names its product vacuolar protein sorting-associated protein 51 homolog (gene Vps51). Lineage: Eukaryota; Metazoa; Arthropoda; Insecta; Hymenoptera; Figitidae. Gene Ontology annotation, biological process: lysosomal transport; retrograde transport, endosome to Golgi; Golgi vesicle transport. Bases 91 to 2298 code for a protein of 735 amino acids. The record is from RefSeq and is a predicted model, not a curated record. Gene Ontology annotation, cellular component: membrane; GARP complex; EARP complex. The transcript is spliced from 10 exons.